GUCGGGCAGAGGAGAAGAAGCAGGAAGAGCAGCAGCCCCAGACGCUGCCAGCAGAAUUGGUCCCCGCUUCCUCCGAAGCCGAGAUGCCUCCGUCGGACUCCAGGCGGAGUCGGCCCUCCUGGGGGAUCGCGCAGGAGGGCGAAGGGAACCCCAGCUCCCCGGGUGCAGGCAUGCCAGCAGCCACGCAGACUGAGCCUUCUCCUCUUGCUGGUGGAGGGGCACCUGUGGCACCUGACCAGGGUCUGGUGACGUUUGAGGAGGUGGCUGUGGAUUUCACAGAGGAGGAAUGGGCCUUGUUGGAUCCAGACCAAAGAGCCCUGCAGUGGGAAGUCAUGGUGGAGAAUUAUGGGAUUCUGGCUUCCCUGGCAGGAGGUGGGUGGAAGAAUGGGAAUGAAGUAACACCGUGCGCGGUCUCCUUGGAAAAAGCCAGACGUUCAGAGUGGGAAGAGAAGAAAAGGGAAACUGAGAAGAGGGAAAAACCCUUCCUUGCUUCCGGCGUCUGCAAAAUCGCAAUGCACGAAAAGACGGACACCGAAAAGAAGCGGAUCGUGUGUGCCGUGUGCGGGAAAAGCUUCAGCCGCAAAUCGCACCUUAACGAACAUCAGAGAAUCCACACUGGGGAGAAACCCUACAAAUGCGCCGAGUGCGGCAAGAGCUUCCGCCGGAGCACAGACCUCUCUUCUCAUCAGAGAACCCACACGGAAGAGCAGCGGUUCAAAUGCUCCGAGUGCGGGAAGAGUUUCCGGGGGAGCUCGGACCUCCGGUCUCACAAGCGGAUCCACACCGGGGAGAAACCGUACGCCUGCUCUCUGUGCGGGAAGAGCUUCAGCCACAGCAUCAGCCUCAACUCUCAUCAGAGAAUCCACACAGGAGAGCAGCCGUUCAAGUGCUCCGUUUGCGGGAAAAGCUUCACGCGCAACACGGGCCUGACUCUGCACCACAGAAUCCACACCGGGGAGAAGCCGUACACUUGCUCCUUGUGCGGCAAGAGCUUCAGCCACAGCAAGAGCCACGCCAUCCACCUCAAAGUGCACGCAGGGGAGAAACCCUACACGUGCUCGGAGUGUGGGAAAAGCUUCAUCGGGAGCUCGUAUCUUAAGUCACAUCAGAGAAUCCACACAGGAGAGAAGCCCUAUACGUGCCCUGUAUGUGGGAAAAGCUUCAGGUGGAGUACAAACUUUAACGAACAUAAAAGAAUCCACAGGGGGAGAAUAUGCUUUGAUUCUUAUUAUUUGCAGGUCCCCCCCCCCAGAUGCUGCACAGAUGGUCUCCACCUCCUGCCCUCUCCAUCCAGGGAUCCGGGCCUGUUGGGAGAAGUCGCUGCUGAGUUCCCCAAGACAGAGGAGACAUCGCCAGAGGAUGCCACGCGGAGGCUGUUGUUCAGGUGGAUGGUGCAGGAGGGCGAUGGAGGGGCCGCCAUGCCAGGUGGCGGAAAGUCGCUGGGAAUGGCUACAGAAUCGUCUCCUCUCUGUGGUGGAUCAGAAGCAGCCUCUUUGCAGCUGGAUCCGGUUCCGGUGACGUUUGAGGAGGUGGCUGUGUAUUUCACGGAGGAGGAGUGGGCCUUGUUGGAUCCGGGCCAAAGAGCCCUGCAAUGGGAAGUCAUGGUGGAGAAUUAUGGGAAUCUGGCCUCUCUGGCAGAUGACGCCUGGGUGAGCCGUAACGAGGGAAAGCCUCAUGGAGCAUCCUUUAAAAGGGCCCGAUGUACAGAGGGGGAGGUACAUAGAAGGACAACGGAGAGCAAAGCAAAAGAGAUAAGGAGGAACAAAUCUUCUGCUUUUGAAGGGAUGUUUUCCCCUGAAAUAACAAUUCAAGGGGAAAUGAGCCAUGUGAAAACGUCAUUUCCGGAACCCGACUUUGACGAGGCAGAAACCCAAGAGGAAAGAAGUGAAGGCAAGAAAAAGAUUGAGUGUGAGGUGUGUGGGAAAAGCAUUAGUAAAUCGCACCUUAACGAACACAAACGAACCCACACAGGGGAGAAACCGUUUCAAUGCUCGGAGUGCGGGAAGAGCUUCAGUCGGCGGGAACACCUUACUUCUCAUCGGAGAACCCACACAGAGGAGAAGCCUUACACGUGCUUGCAGUGUGGGAAAAAUUUCAAACACAGGAAAAACAUGACAUCCCAUCAAAUUAUACACAGUAGGGGGCUAACUUGCAACUCCUCGGAGUGUGGAAAUUGCCUCAGUCCCAGCCUUACUUUGCAGCACCACGCUGUGGAGAAACCAUUUAGAUGUUCAGAGUGUGGCAAGAGCUUCAGUCGGAGCACAGACCUGAGGUCACAUCAGAGAAUCCACACAGGGGAGAAACCGUACUCAUGUUCACUGUGUGGAAAGAGCUUCACCCACAGCCGGAGCCUGAGCUCCCAUAAAGUCACGCACACAGAGGAAAGACCGUUUGAGUGCUCGGAGUGUGGCAAGAGCUUCAGUCGGAACACCAGCCUUACUAUUCAUCAGAGAAUCCACACAGGGGAGAAACCGUAUACCUGUUCCCUGUGCGGGAAGAGUUUCAGUCACCGAAGAAGCCAUGCUAUUCACCUAAAAGUGCAUGCAGGGGAGAAACCUUUUACAUGCUCAGACUGUGGGAAAAGCUUCAUCGGGAUUUCGUACCUCAAAACACAUCAGAGAAUCCACACUGGGGAGAAGCCGUAUACAUGCCCCGUGUGUGGGAAGAGCUUCCGGUGGAGCACACACUUCAAAGAGCACAAAAAAAUCCACGUGGAGGAGACUCUGGUGAAUCCUAGAAAUGCCUGGAUUGUGGAGAAAACUCCCAAGAGAGCACAGAUGGUCGUGUCAGGGGAUUCACUCCCAGGAGAAAGGACGGACUUUGAUUUUCCCACGCGGCGGCCUCCGGAGGGUCCGGCUGGAGUGCGGAGCGCCUUGCGGGUGCGCGGCCGAGCAGGGGCCGCCCUGGGCGGGAGGCGCAAGGAAAGGAAGCGAGGCUGGAGCCCCGGCUCGGAGAGCAAGAAAGACCAUUCUGUUCUCGCUGGGUGCUGUGCUAGAUCGCGGAUGGAAGAACAGGACUCUGCCAGCCCUGAUCCGGAAUUAAAUUGCCUUGCCACCCAGUCUGAGACCAGAGGGGAAUUCUGGGAAAGGAGCCUGCAGAAGAUGCCGGACCAAAAAGCCCUUUCUUUGGAUGUACGUUGCUGGAGGUUCAGGCAUUUCUGCUACCAGGAGGCUGAGGGACCAAGAGAGGUUUGCCACCGACUCCGCCACCUUUGCCAUCAGUGGCUGAAGCCGGAGAGGCACAACAAGACCCAGAUUUUGGACCUGGUGAUCCUGGAGCAGUUCCUGGCUGUCCUGCCUUCGGAGAUGGAGAACUGGGUCAGAGAUUGUAGGCCGGAGACCAGUGCUGAGGCAGUGGCCCUGGCGGAAGGUUUUCUCCAGGGCCAGGCAGAGGACAACAGGCAGGGAGAGGAAGAGGUGUCAGGGCGACUCCUGGAGGCAGCCGUGACUUUCCCCAGGAAAGAGGUGCCUUCGUUCCGAAAUUCCCAGCGGCAGCUUGAUGGGGAAUUUUAUCCAGAGAAGAAAGAGGGAACCAGUCUGAUGGGUAACAAUAGGCAGGAGAGCGAGGAUGAGGCGGAACCUUGGGAAGUAUCAGCAAAAAGAGACGAGCGUCUGGAGAUGACCGAGAAAGCUGAAGCUCAAAAUUCCCCGGUGAUGGAGGAGGGAAACGCAGUGGAGAAUUGGUGGGGUGAUCAUGAUGGGGAUUCCUCUAUGAUCCCAGUUCAAAAUGAGAAAAACCGUGGGAAGAGAGAGUAUAAGUGCCCUAAAUGUGAGAUCACCUUCAGUAGUGAAUUAAACCUGGAGGGACACCGGCGAACUCACACCGGGGAGAAGCCAUAUACGUGUCUGGAGUGCGGCAAGAGCUUCAACUGGAGCACGAAUCUGAUUAGACAUCAGAUAAUACACAGAGGGGAGAAACCUUACAAAUGCACAGAGUGUCGGAAGACCUUCAACUGGAGCACGCACCUUAUAAGACAUCAGAGAAUCCACACCGGGGAGAAGCCGUACAUAUGCCUGGAGUGCGGGAAGAGCUUCAGUUCAAGCACCAGCCUCGCGUACCACCAGAAAACCCACACGGGGGAGAAGCCGUACAAGUGCUCAGACUGCAGCAUGAGCUUCUGCGUCAAGUCCAGCCUUAUGAGACAUCAGAGAAUCCACACGGGGGAGAAGCCGUACGGUUGCUCCGACUGCGGGAUGAACUUCACGGCCAAGUCGGACCUCACUCUGCACCAGAGAGUCCACACGGGGGAGAAGCCGUACAGAUGCUCCGAGUGCGGGAAGAAAUUUGGCCGGAGGAUAAACCUCACUUCCCAUCAGAGAACUCACACGGGGGAGAGACCGUACAAAUGCUCAGAUUGCGGGAAAAGCUUUCGCAACACGUCGCACCUCCUUCGGCACAGGCGGAUCCACACGGGAGAGAAGCCUUAUAAGUGCCUGGCAUGCGGGAAGCAGUUUGGUCGGUGCGAGCAACUCGCUUCCCAUCAAAGAACUCACAUUGGGGAGAAUCCCUGAAAGCGCAUGGAAAACGUUUCAGUCAAUAUGCUGCCCUCACUCCACAUCAGAGAAGUGCGCUCACAUAAAACAGUAUAAAU
Molecule: messenger RNA, 4591 nt
Organism: Podarcis muralis (Common wall lizard)
Lineage: Eukaryota; Metazoa; Chordata; Lepidosauria; Squamata; Lacertidae
Source: RefSeq, a predicted model, not a curated record